This is a messenger RNA of Calliphora vicina (urban bluebottle blowfly), 2270 nucleotides long. It is a transcript of the gene ERp44, whose product is annotated as Endoplasmic reticulum protein 44. The record is from RefSeq and is a predicted model, not a curated record. Gene Ontology annotation, biological process: protein folding. The coding region runs from base 135 to 1397 and encodes 420 amino acids. The transcript is spliced from 8 exons. Gene Ontology annotation, cellular component: endoplasmic reticulum-Golgi intermediate compartment; endoplasmic reticulum membrane. Gene Ontology annotation, molecular function: protein disulfide isomerase activity. NCBI's taxonomy places the organism in Eukaryota, Metazoa, Arthropoda, Insecta, Diptera, Calliphoridae.
GUGAAUUAACUGAAUAAACGUUGGUAAAAAAAGACGCAAGUGUGAAAAGAAUUAAAUCGCGCACGUAAAAAUCUUGUAUAAUUUUCUAGAAAUUAAGUUAAUUUAUUAUAAAAAUAACAAUAAAAUUUAGUGAAAUGCAUCUGUGGAAUCUUAGAAAAUGUUAUUAUUUUGCAAUAUUUAUGGUAUUUUAUGUUUUCUACCAUCCCACAGAUAGUGGGGCGGUAUCAUUGACCAGUGAAAAUAUUGAUAUGACUUUAGCCUCCAAUGAGUUGGUAUUUUUAAAUUUCUAUGCAGAAUGGUGCCGUUUUAGUAAUUUAUUAGCGCCAAUUUUCAAUGAAGCCGCCGAUAAGGUUAAAGAAGCUUUUCCCGACGCUGGCAAAGUGGUACUGGGUAAAGUAGAUUGUGAUAAAGAGACAACUGUUGCAUCUCGUUUUCAUAUUACAAAAUAUCCCACAUUGAAAAUUGUACGCAAUGGACAAUUAAGUAAGCGUGAAUAUCGUGGACAACGUUCGGCGGAUGCUUUCUUGGAAUUUGUGAAAAAACAAUUAGAAGAUCCCAUCAAAGAGUUUCACACAUUGAGGGAUUUGGAAAAUCUUGACUCGAAAAAACGCAUCAUAAUCGGUUAUUUCGAUCGUCGCGAUCAAUCAGAAUAUGAUACAUUCCGUAAGGUGGCCACAAAUCUAAAAGACGACUGUCAAUUCCAUGUUGGUUUUGGUGAUGCUGCUCAAGCCAUGCACCCACCAGGAGUUGAAGAUAAGCAACUAGGUAAUAUUACACAGAAAAUUUCUUUAGGCUCGCCAAUUAUUGUCUUCAGACCCGAUGUAGCUGUGAGUCAUGAAAAUGAUGAAACUUACACUGGAAGUUUAAAGAAUUUCGAUGAAUUGAAGAUUUGGAUUCAAGAAAAAUGCGUACCAUUAGUACGAGAGAUAACAUUUGAGAAUGCUGAAGAAUUAACCGAAGAAGGUUUACCAUUUUUGAUAUUGUUCCACCAUCCAGACGAUACCAAUUCAAUUAAGGAUUACAAGGCCAUUAUUGAUCAUCAAUUGUUGGAUGAAAAACAAAACAUUAAUUUCCUUACGGCUGAUGGUAAACGUUUUGCCCAUCCUUUACAUCAUUUGGGUAAAUCGGAAGAAGAUUUGCCACUGAUUGCCAUCGAUUCAUUUAGACACAUGUACUUAUUCCCCAACUUUAAAGAUAUGUACACGCCCGGAAAACUAAAACAAUUUUUACAAGAUUUAUAUAGUGGAAAAUUACACCGUGAAUUCCAUUAUGGCCCUGAUCCAUCUAGUAAUGAUGUACAAAGUGAAGUUGUAAAUACCUCGCCGCCAGAGUCGACAUUUAAGAAAUUGGGUCCUUCUAAGAAUCGCUACACUCUGCUGCACAAAGAUGAAUUGUAAAUUGUAAAUAAUUAUACUUUUUUCUAAAUCAAGCACUAAAUAUUCCACAUUUAUUUUAUUUUGUAUUGAUAAAAGUAUUUAAGUGUGCAUGUCUGUUUGUGCUAUAAUUCCAGUUUCUUUUCUAUUCUAUUUUAUUUUCAUUAUGGAAAUAAACUCUUUAAUAAUUUUCUUUAUAAACAACAGAAUAUCAACAAGUAAAUAAUUUAAAUAUAUAAAUGAUUUAAUUGAUUUGAAUUAUUUUAUAAAACACAUUGUAUUUAAUGUAAUUAUAUUUUGUGUGCCCCUACCCCCCCUCCUCCUCUCUAAGGUCCUUUUAAAUAAUAUGCUUUAAAAUUAAAUUGUUGAUUUAAACAAUAAUUGUGAUUUUUUCCACAUACAUAAAUAAAUAAAUAUACUAUAAUUUAAUAAUAAUAAUAAAAAAAAUUAUUAAAAUAAUAAAAAAUACAAUUAAAACCACAUUUCUUGCUGAUUAAUUAAUUACCAACCAACGUUUUGACUACCUUAAGAGUUUUGAAAUAUUUAUCAUUAAUAAUUAAGACACUUUAAAAACUACUUCUAAAUUUUGUUCUUAUUAUAAAUAUUUCUAUUAUUACAAUUGCUAUAUUUGAUUCAAUAUCCAAUAAAAAAAUUCCAACUGAAAUACCACCUGCUAUUUUGUUGUUUAAAACAUCAUUACUAAAGGCUUCCUUCAUGUUAUGUUGCUUUAUUUGUUUGCCUUUUUCAGUUGUGAAUAACUUUAAUUUUUUUAUAAGGGUUUUGUUAAGAAGUUUGUGUUUUAGGAAGCAUACAAAAAAUAUAAAACAAAAGUGUAGUUUGUAUACUGUAUUAUAAAUUAUGUAUAAUAAAGUUUAGAUUUAAUAAAAAAAAAUAAAA